Molecule: messenger RNA, 4842 nt
Organism: Kwoniella botswanensis
Lineage: Eukaryota; Fungi; Basidiomycota; Tremellomycetes; Tremellales; Cryptococcaceae
Exons: 6
Coding region: 1-4842 (1613 amino acids)
Cellular component (GO): intracellular anatomical structure
Molecular function (GO): helicase activity; ATP binding; RNA binding
Source: RefSeq, a predicted model, not a curated record
AUGUCGAAUCAACAAGAACAAUCUCGACAAUCGAUCUCACUCCCAGUCUUACCAAACCCAAUCAGAUUCUCAUUACCUUCUAAACCUAUCACUUGUUUGUCAACUUCGACUUCGACUUCGACUUCCUCACCUUCAGCUAAAAUCAACUCUGUCAGACCUGCACCAUCCUCACUGCCACCUAAACCUACGUUCAUCCCUAAGUCAACCUCGAAUGAAUUCUCACCUGAGAGAGGAAGAGAUAUAAUACCUAGUUAUAGAAGGGAAACUGAAAGUUAUCGUCCACCACCUUUUCCUUCCCCUUCACCACCUCGAAGAUAUCGUACACCUUCACCUAGGGGUGAUACCUAUAUUCCAUCAAGAGGUUCGAGUGUCACGAAAUCAAGAUCAAGAUCAAGAUCAAGGUCGCUAAUCAGGUCUCCAUCACCAAGAUACACAAGCUCAAAUAAACGUCGUCGUUCACCUUCGGUGUCGAAAUACGAUUCAUACAGACCUAGACUCAAACGCAAUUCCCCAUCCCCAUCUCCUCCUCUGACGACCGCUCAAAAAAGAAAUCGACGUGCUGGACCUAGCGCCUCCGCAAGGACUGAAAGAGAAGCAUCCAUCACUGAGAAGGAAACCAGACCGAAAAGUUUGAAAGAUAGAUUAGGGGGAUUUUGUAAACAGGAGCAAGACAGACCUGCGGAGCAGAUCUCACCCAUCCCAACCAAAAGAUCCCCCUCACCUACACCCAUAAACACUCAACCCUCCACUAAGCUCCCCAAACCUAUUCCUACCGGGCCUAGAGGUGCUUCCAGAUCAUUCUCAACAGUGCCGACUAUCCCUAAAGGUCCCAAAGCCGAUAGAGCUCCACCUACUGGACCGAGAACUCAAUACGCCCUUCCUGGUAACCCACCAUCCACCGGAAACGGUGUUUUCUCUGUAGCAAGUCGGCGCUCAAAUAUUCCAGAAGACGAAGAAGAUAUGGCCGGACCAUCGAGAUAUAGAUCAAAAGGAGGUCACACCCCUCGAAGAGGUGGAUCAGCCGGACCCAGCAGUGGGGGAAUUGUGCGACAAUUAUCACCACCUUUGAGAGACCAUAAUCAGAUAAUGGAUCAAUAUGGUCAGAAAGUGCAUUUAAAGGCACAAUGGGCUGAGAACCCUAAAGCUCCAUUGGCGAAUUUCCUGGGUAAUGGAGGUGGAGCAGAGAUGAGUCAGGAAUAUAAAGCUGAAGAAGGUAUGAUAGGAAACAAGAGGAUGGUCAGAGUUACAGUCGUAGCAGAUGCGGGAUCUGGAAUUGUAGGAUUAGGAGAUCAUGCUUCUAGGAAAGAGGCGGAGAAGUUGGCAGCUCUAAGUGCUGUCCUUCAACUUGCAGCUGCUGGAAUGCUUGAACAAGGCAAAGGUGGCGGUAAAUCACCUUCAGCAACCAAUGGUGGGACCACGGCAUCAUCCGCACCCUUACCUGGAGGAAGUAACGAAACGGCCAAGCUAUCCGAUGGCUCCGAUAUAUCAUAUGAACGAGCUCGACAGUUCAUGGAAUAUUACUGUGCACGAUACAAAUUCGGUAAACCAGAUAUAGAAUUCUCCCAAUCUCAAACGUCUCAGGGUUUCAACAAAGGUCGUAAAGGUAAACCGUCAAAUGUGAUGAUUUGGGAUGCGGUCAUAACGGUAGGAAAUAGAAGGAUAGGUAUGGGACAAUCAUCCACUAAGAAAGGAGCUCAGGUAAAAGCGUAUUUAGAUGUCACCCAAUAUCUGGAAAGUUGUGAUCCGGAUUUAUGGAAGGAUUUCUUGGAAGCUUCGAAGAAAGAUAAAAGUGCCAAUCUAGGAUUAGCACCUCACUUGGUAUUCCAGAUGUCCGAUCGAUUGAAUGAAGAUAUACAAGGUCUUUGUGGUGAUAUUAGGCAUUCAAGAUUAUGGGCCAACGCUCCUCCCUCGACAUUGUCUUCCAACGAACAUCAACAGUUACCUACUUGGUCAUCCGGAGGGAAACGUCAACUUAGCGAGAAAGAAUUGAUGAACAAAUCGCUCGAUCUGCAAGAUAGGUUAGCGGCAUAUGAGAGUGAUCCAAAACUUGAAACUAUGCGAGCGCAACGAAAUGCUCUUCCCGUGACGUCUCGUGCUACUGAAAUCUUGGCUAAGAUCGAAGUCAACGACGUCACUAUCGUCAUGGCUGCAACUGGUUCUGGUAAGACCACCCAGGUACCGCAAUUGCUCUUCGAUCACUAUAUCAAUAGAGGUGAAGGGGUGAAAUGCAACAUCGUCUGCACGCAACCUAGAAGACUUGCAGCGAUGUCAGUAGCAGAACGGAUAGCGGAUGAGAGAGGUCAACCACUAGGGAAGGAGGUGGGAUAUCAGGUUAGGUUCGAUACCAAGUUACCACAACCAAAUGGAAGUAUCACGUUUUGUACGACCGGUAUCUUCCUCAAAAGGAUGCAAUCGGCUUUGGGAUCGACAGCCGACCCUAAUGCCGUAGCUAGGAUGGACGAAGUCACCCAUAUAGUUGUUGAUGAGGUUCAUGAAAGGGAUAUCGACACCGAUUUACUCUUAGUGGUCCUGAAACGAUUACUUGCUGAUCGAGUUUCUAGAAAAAAACCCUUGAAAGUCAUCCUCAUGUCAGCUACGAUCGACCCGACGCUCUUCAAGAGUUACUUUGCCGAUGCUCGUGGUCGAACUGCGCCCGUUGCUGAAGUACCAGGACGUACUUUCCCAGUGGAACGAUCGUACCUCGAUGAGAUUGUUCCUCAAUUACAGGGUAUACCGCAAAACAAAGGUGGAUGGGUGUUCAACGAAAAGAAUGUAGCUGAGUAUCUAUCGAAAGAACUCAGUCAUGAUCCAGCAAACUUCGGUCCGGGUUCAGGAAUGGCUCUGGAAAUACCUUAUCCCCUAGUGGCUUUGACCAUUGCUGAUGUCAUGAAACGAUCCGACGAUGGACAUGUCUUGGUGUUCUUACCAGGAUGGGAUGAAAUCAAGAAAGUAGCAGAUAUCUUGAUGGACACGAGAGGUCGACCGUUAUUGGGAACGAAUUUCAACGAUCAAUCGAGAUUUAGUAUACAUUAUCUUCAUUCGACCAUCCCGGCUGCUGAACAAAAAGAAGUUUUCAGACCCCCACCUAAAGGCGUGAGAAGGAUUAUCCUGGCUACGAACAUCGCCGAAACCUCUAUCACCAUUCCCGAUGUGGUUUAUGUCAUUGAUACGGCUCGUGUGAAAGAGAAGAGAUAUGAUCCAGAACGACACAUGUCCUCGUUAGUCUCUGCUUGGGUCGGAUCAUCCAACUUGAACCAGAGAGCUGGUAGAGCGGGAAGGCAUAGGGAAGGUGAAUACUAUGGUCUGUUAUCGAGGAAAAGAUUGCAAGCGCUCGAUCCUCACCAGCUGGUGGAGAUGAAGAGAAGUGAUUUGAGUAACGUAGUAAUGCACGUCAAGGCACUGAACCUUGGUGAGGUCGAAGAAGUACUGGCGGCGACUAUCGAACCCCCUGAACCCAGUCGAAUUGUCGCUGCUAUGGAAACAUUACGAAUGCUUGGUGCCUUGGAUGCGAACCAGAACCUCACAUCGCUUGGACGAGUGUUACUCCAGUUACCAGUCGAGGCAGCUAUUGGUAAACUAUGUCUUUACGGUUCAUUCUUCCGAUGCCUGGAUUCAGCCUUGACACUUGCAGCGGUAUUGACAAACCGAGACCCGUUCUUGGCUCCGAUAGCCCUAAAAGCUGAAGCGGAUCGAAUUAAGGAUUCCUGGUGCCCACCUGCCUUCCGAUCGGAUCCCCUCGCCAUUGUGUCAGCCUACAACCAAUGGUCAGCUAUGGACGAUCGAGGCGAAUACAGGACGGCCAACCAGUUCUGUUCGGACAACUUCUUGUCGAAGCCUACACUCUUACAGAUCAAACAAGUCAAAGCAAGCUUGCUUCAAUCCCUUGACCAGGCUGGAGUCAUUGCCGUCUCAGCUGGUGGAGCAGUCAGGAGAAUAGGAAGGAGAUUGACUGUUCCUCCUGAAUUGAACGAACAUGGAAACAGUCUACCUCUCCUGGCUGCUUUGAUAGCUAUGGCCAAUGCGCCCAACUUCGCCUUAAGGACUUCGGACAAGACUUGCAGAACUUCACAGGAUAAGACGGUAUUCAUCCAUGGAUCUUCCGUCAAUUCUCGACGAAGGGAAGCUGGCGGACCUGAACAAGCUAGUGAAUCUUUCAACCCUGCUGAAAAACGAUUAUAUUCCUUUGGCGAAAAAUCUCGAAAUGUUCCUCUCGGAGGGAAAGAAACGGGUGGUAUCACUCAAUUACGUUCGGUCACUCGAUUGGACCCUAUGACAUACAUGUUGUUCGGAGCCUAUGAGCUUGUCGUCACGCAACGUGGAUUAGAAUGCGAUAGGUGGUUACCUGUCGUGGGAAACUUGCAUGCUUUGGAUGAUGUACAGAGAUUGAAAGUCCUCUUGGACGGAUGUAUGUUAAGAGUUUUCGAAGGCGUUGGGAAAUCUUUGAUUAAGGAUAGAGAUGAAAGGUGGAGGAAGUCAGCUUCGGCUAUUCAAGUGAACACUAAAGGAAGUUCAAAGAUCAUCCAAGCUGAAGCAACCGACGAAGUGGUUGAAGAAGUAAUAGAGAAUGAAUCGGACGACGAAGAUGAUGAUGAAGAACAAGCGAAAAAGACGACCCGGAUCAUCCAACCUAUGACGAUAGACGAGAUUAAAGAACUGGAAUACCUUACCACAGAUGUGGUGAGGAUACUGGAUGCGUACGCUUCUGAAAGAGAAGGUGGAUCGACGGUCAAUUCAAGACCUGUAACACCUGGUUUACCGAUGAUGACCCAAGGUCAAAAUAGAAGCAAUGGGAAUGGAAAAACGUCACAGUAUCAGACUAACAGUGGGAGUAGGAAAUGGUAA